This is a messenger RNA of Geodia barretti, 1785 nucleotides long. The record is from the annotation of a GenBank genome assembly. Lineage: Eukaryota; Metazoa; Porifera; Demospongiae; Tetractinellida; Geodiidae.
UCCUGGGAAAAGUCCAGGGACGGGCUGGGGAGGGUGUGGCUCAAGUGCGAACCAGUGACAUCAUCCGGGAGAAGAAUGACAUCGUUGAAGAAGAGAAGGAGAAAGGUUGACUACCUCAGUGGACAACUUACGGACAAGAAGAUUUCAUGGCUGAAGCAAGACCUGCGGCGACUGUGUGUGUCCACGUCAGCCCAGGUCUCAACUCUGUGGCUGAAGAGACUGGGACAGAGAAGGUCUCUGACUGGAGAGCGGCCUCUGGAACCUCUCAGAGAUAGACUGGCACAUCUGAGGGAACAGAACCUCAGACUAUCAACAGAGAUCAGUCAGCUGAACAUGGAGGCAGUAGGACUGUCGGUGGAGCUCCAGACUCUGAGGUCAGAGUCCAGGGAGCUGAGUGAGGGUGUGAGGAGGGCAGAGGAGGAGGUGGGAAUGAGGAGGAGGGAGAGGGAGAGAGAGAGCAGGGCUCGAGUGGCUCACCUGCAUACUGAGGCCAUCCGCCUCAGACGAGAACUUGAGACUCGAAACAGACUAAAUUCAGCUCAGAGCUCCAAGCUGAAGGCUCUGAAGAAAGUUUUGGAGGAGAAGCAGAGAGCAAUAAUCACGAGAAAACAGCUCCAGUCACAUGAGAGUCAUAUGACCCCACCAGCCGAGUCAUGUGAUCCCAGUGAAAUGACCACACCCCCUAGAUCUAAAGGGGAUUCCCCACCGGCAUCGGACACUCCAAGCCACACCCCCUCUGGCAGCAUUAGCGGAGGUAGUCGCAAGAGGAGAGCAGCAUUUGAGGCCCGCACUCGCCAGCUACUGGAGGCCGAGGGGGAGGAGUUUAAGAAACAGAGAGAGGGAGAGAGGGACGGAAGACGAUCCAUAAGAAAACUAGAUUUCUCAGUAGCCACACCCCAAACAACAACUGCCACGCCCAAAACCGCACCCCCUGGUGACUCAACGACGAAUUUUCUACCGGCAGACAUGAUAGAAGAGGGAAAGAAGUUGUUGACAGUACCUGAGGCCGAUACUCAAUGGUUCAUCACCAGUUCUGAGUCGGAACCUUCAGAGAUCAAACAAGUACUAGGGAAAGGGGAAGGGGUCAAAGGGGAGACCGGGGACCACGCCCACUCUUUAGGGAUGGGCGGAGACUUCUUUAACGAGGUGAUGUCGUCAGUGGAGCAGUCGGUGGGCGGUGCAGGGGGAGGGAGGAGGGAGAGAAAAAGAGUUAGGUUUUCGCCAGAUGCCGUCAUCUUGUCUGCAGCUCUCGAGGGAGACCUGCCUACUCUGAGAGACUGCAUUGAGAAGCUGGGUGGUUGCAGACAGACCAGCCACAAGGGUGCCACAAGUCUCCACAAUGCAGUGGUGUCAGGUCACCAGGCUUCCCUGGAGUACCUGGUGGAGAUGGGAUGUGACAUCAACGCUCAGGACGACGAUGGCUGGACACCACUCCACUGUGCAGUAGCCUACAGCAAUGCAGAGGCAGUGGACUACCUCCUUUCUCACGGAGCUAGUCUGUGGCUGGAGACGAGGGAGGAGGGAGAGACGGCCAUGGAGCUGGGGGAGAGGGAGCUGGCUGCCCAGAGAGAGGAGGGAGACAGGGCCGGGCAGGAGGCCGCCAUUCUCUCUCUCGCUCUCCUGCAGAAGGCUCACAGAGAUAUGGGUGUGGCCAAUGGAGGUGUGGUCUACGCUCUGUUUCCUCGCGAGGCGACUGAGGAAGGAGAGCUAACAAUCCAUGAAGGUGAGAGGUUGGUGAGGGAGGGAGGAGGGGAGGAGUGGUGGGAGGUGGAGGGAGAAGGUGGG